Lolium perenne is the source of this 1418-nucleotide messenger RNA. Its product is annotated as probable UDP-3-O-acyl-N-acetylglucosamine deacetylase 1, mitochondrial. Gene Ontology annotation, molecular function: UDP-3-O-acyl-N-acetylglucosamine deacetylase activity. NCBI's taxonomy places the organism in Eukaryota, Viridiplantae, Streptophyta, Magnoliopsida, Poales, Poaceae. Gene Ontology annotation, biological process: lipid A biosynthetic process. The record is from RefSeq and is a predicted model, not a curated record.
UUCUGGCCCCCACAAGCGGACCCUGCGUCUGGAUAGUCAACAGUGUGAUCCCCCCCUCCGCCGCCGCUACUGCCAUGUCCGCCGCCGCUCGAGGUCUCAAGUCCGUCUCCCGCGCCGCCCUCUCCUGGAAGCCGACGGGCCUGGCGCAGCAAACGCUGGCGGCGGCGGUGAGUAGGUCGGGUGUGGGGCUCCACUCAGGCAAGACCACUACCGCCACGCUGCUCCCUGCGCGCGCCGGCGAGGGCAGGUACUUCGUCGUCGAGGGGGAGGAUACGAGGGUGGCGGCGGAGGUGGGGAAUGCCGAGGGGCAGUCCCCGCUCUGCACCACGCUGCGGAGCGAAUGCGGCGUUGCGCGGGUGCGCACGGUGGAGCACCUGCUCUCGGCGAUGGAGGCCCUCGCCGUCGACAACUGCCGCGUCGAGGUCAGCAGCGGCGACGAGAUUCCUUUGCUUGAUGGAUCAGCGCAAGAGUGGGUAGAGGCCAUACGGGCCGCAGGUUUGUGUGCGGCCGAGGAUGUCAGUGGACAAAACUUGGAGAAAAUGGCGCCCAAAAUUGACCAGCCUGUUUACUUGCGGAAGGAUGAUUGCUUUGUAGCUGCAUUCCCUUCCUUGCAAAUCCACAUUACCUAUGGAAUUGAUUUUCCGAAGGUACCGCCAAUCGGUUCUCAAUGGUUCAAUACUUUCCUGGAUGAUGAUAUAUACUCGACCAAGAUAGCUCCUGCAAGAACUUUCUGUAUAUUUGAAGAGGUGGAAAAAAUGCGUAGUGCUGGGCUUAUAAAAGGAGGAUCACUAGAAAAUGCUGUGGUUUGCAGUAUGACUGAUGGUUGGCUAAAUCCACCACUGCGUUUUGAGGAUGAACCUUGCCGCCACAAGAUUUUAGAUCUUAUAGGUGAUUUCUCACUUCUUGCACGGAAUGGCAGCCAGGGUUUUCCUAUUGCUCAUGUUGUUGCUUACAAGGCUGGCCAUGCCCUGCACACCAAGUUUCUGCAUCAUUUAUUGGGAAAGAUCACUGCGGACCAAUGAUUGCUUGGUUAGAAGUGUUGAAGCCUAUGGUGGGUGCUGUUUAUAUAUUGGUGAUAGUGGAACUCGAGGAAAAGAUAGUGAUAUGGACUAUGGAAGCUUAUCUCAGGAUAAUCAUCAUCCGAUGGCCCUCAUCCCAACUCACGGACAAGUGCCAUCCUCCAUGUCUGUAUUUUCCAUAACUUUGGCAGGAAAUUUCCUUAGUUUCAUAAACUACAGUAUUAUCCCUUUGAGAAAAUUAGUUCGAGGAAUUAGAUUUGUAGUCCACUUAUUACAGUUGUAACUACCACUGCAUGGUUAAAAUCUGCCGAUUCUGCAGAGUGCAGAGAAAUAUGGGUCCCUGUAUCCUGUAUGUGCCCAAUUAACUGAACUGAACAUAGCUCGUCCUGAACUUGUCUC